AAUAAAUGAUGAGACGUCAUUAUAUACACACCAUACACCACCAUCAUUAACAUCAUCGCCAUUACCUUAUCAAGAAUACAAACUUGUUAAUGAUGAUGAUAAGGAAAAUAAAAAAACAUCACUUGUGAUAACAUCAUCAUAA
Entrophospora sp. SA101 is the source of this 142-nucleotide messenger RNA. NCBI's taxonomy places the organism in Eukaryota, Fungi, Glomeromycota, Glomeromycetes, Entrophosporales, Entrophosporaceae. The record is from the annotation of a GenBank genome assembly.